GGGAACUGGGUCAUGUGAAAAUGAGUGUGGCGAUUCCUCUCUUGGGCCUGGCACAUAUUUGAAGGCAGAGACAUAUCGAGAAAUGGAACCUAUACGGACAUAACCUGAAGCUAGCAAGGAAGAAGAUCAGCCAGAGGCAGGAGGAGGACCCCAGGGCAGGAGGGAGAGCAGCUGUGCAUUCUGGGGGAUUUGAUCCCACACUUUCUGAAACAAGAGGGAGGCGAUGUCAAGCACAGCCAUGAAGAAAAAGGUCCUUCUGAUGGGAAAGAGUGGUUCGGGCAAGACCAGCAUGCGCUCAAUCAUCUUCGCCAACUACAUUGCCAGAGACACUCGCAGACUGGGCGCUACAAUUGAUGUGGAACAUUCUCAUGUCCGAUUCCUGGGCAACCUGGUGCUGAACCUGUGGGAUUGUGGAGGACAGGACACGUUCAUGGAGAACUACUUCACCAGCCAGCGUGACAACAUCUUCCGCAACGUGGAGGUGCUGAUCUAUGUGUUUGAUGUGGAGAGCCGUGAGCUUGAGAAAGACAUGCAUUACUACCAGUCCUGCCUGGAGGCCAUCCUGCAGAACUCCCCUGACGCCAAAGUGUUCUGCUUGGUGCACAAGAUGGACCUGGUGCAGGAGGACCAGAGAGACCUGAUCUUCAAGGAGCGCGAGGAAGACUUGAAGAGACUCUCUCGCCCAUUGUCUUGCACAUGCUUCAGGACAUCCAUUUGGGAUGAGACACUGUACAAGGCCUGGUCCAGCAUAGUCUACCAGCUCAUUCCCAACGUACAGCAGCUCGAGUCCAACCUGCGCAACUUUGCCCAAAUCAUCGAGGCAGACGAGGUGCUGCUGUUUGAGAGGGCCACUUUCUUGGUGAUCUCGCACUAUCAGUGCAAGGAGCAGCGUGACGCACACCGGUUCGAGAAGAUCAGCAACAUCAUCAAACAGUUCAAGCUGAGCUGCAGUAAGCUGGCAGCCUCCUUCCAGAGCAUGGAGGUACGCAACUCGAAUUUUGCUGCCUUCAUUGACGUCUUCACCUCCAACACCUACGUCAUGGUGAUCAUGUCUGACCCAUCCAUACCAUCUGCAGCUACGCUCAUCAACAUCCGCAAUGCCAGGAAGCAUUUUGAGAAGUUGGAGCGCGUGGAUGGGCCCAAGAAUAGCCUGCACAUGCGCAUGCGCUAGUCACGAGGACUGCUGAACUCUCGCCCUCCCCCAACUUGUUCCUCGAGAAUCUCUGCAGCCUCGGCGGGGGGGGGGGGGGGGGCAGGGAGUACUGGGCCCGUCUCCCAACACUCAAUCAGUCACAAGUGUCUGGCUUCUACAGCCCGCCGCCUUGCUUAGGAGAUGAGAGCUUCAGAGUGUGUGAAACAGCCAUGUGCCACUGUCUCACUCAAUCAUACUGUGUUUUCUACUGUAGUACUAAAGGAAGUUGUUCUAACCUCCUGUUUCAUAGGCUGGGGCUGAAGUGUGCGCAGGCAGUGGGUGGUGUUGGAGGAUGGGGCUCUGAGAUUUACUCUAUUUCUACCUGUAUAUGUGGGCUUUAUGACUUUUCUUGUGCGCUGUCACGGUACACUGUGCACAUUGGGAGGGGCGAAGCAAACCAGAGCAAGUUAAAAAAAUUUUAAACACAAGAAUGUCACCUGAUCUUUUUCUGUAACUACUGCAAAUACCUUUAACCUGUCUGAAGAGUGUAAUUACAGAAGGUGAUCACUUAAUUUUUAGCACAUCUCUUCAUCAUUUGAAAUUAUAGCAGUGCAUAAAUUGGGCCCUACAAAUUUCAUUACAUCGAGGCAGGUGGUGUCUGCCAUACCAGAUUGACUUUUAAGUACCUUGCACAGUGUAGUGAAACUAGUUUUAUGGAAACAUGUACAACUGGGCUUGUACUCCAAAUAUUUGUUGGUCUUAAAAUCAGAUUCUUAGAAUGAGAUUUAAAAAUGGGUAAAAUAAGUGCGCUUUUGUUCUUUGUUUCGGGAUAUGUGUCAAAGAAGCACACAACCCUCUUUCUGCAAACUGUAGCAGUAUUGUCACGGCAAACACACUGAAGAUAGAUAUUUCACUUGCUUUUUUCAUAAAAGAUUUCUUACUGUGGUAGAGAUGGGACACAGUUCUGCUGUGAAGAUGGAGAGCUGUCAGCAGGCAGGGCUGCUGACCAAGUAGUCGGGGGGGGGUCCCCAGCCCCACUUUGUAGGAGCUGUGUGAUCCCAGUCAGCCACUGAAUGUUCCUGACCUUGUGCAACUGUUGAUCUUGGAUUGCCAAAUAAAA
This is a messenger RNA of Scleropages formosus (Asian bonytongue), 2252 nucleotides long. It is a transcript of the gene rraga, whose product is annotated as Ras-related GTP binding A. NCBI's taxonomy places the organism in Eukaryota, Metazoa, Chordata, Actinopteri, Osteoglossiformes, Osteoglossidae. Bases 224 to 1171 code for a protein of 315 amino acids. Gene Ontology annotation, biological process: negative regulation of autophagy; positive regulation of TORC1 signaling; cellular response to starvation. The transcript has 10 exons. Gene Ontology annotation, molecular function: GTP binding; GTPase activity. The record is from RefSeq and is a predicted model, not a curated record. Gene Ontology annotation, cellular component: Gtr1-Gtr2 GTPase complex; lysosome; nucleus.